Molecule: messenger RNA, 1353 nt
Organism: Protopolystoma xenopodis
Lineage: Eukaryota; Metazoa; Platyhelminthes; Monogenea; Polystomatidea; Polystomatidae
Source: the annotation of a GenBank genome assembly
UGGCCUCCGUUUCCUCUGGAGGAUCUUGGUUUCGAAGAUCUUGAUGAAACUAACUUUUCUAAAGAGUUGGGCCUAGAAAUUAACGAUUCAACUCACCCUGAAAACGCUAGAACGAAUUUUGAAGUAUUAAAUGAAGAUGAAUUUAGCAAGCUGAUGCGGCUCUUUGGAGUCACUUUUCAAACUUACUUCAAUCCAAGCGACUCUUCGAUUGGCGGAUCCUUCUGUCCUGGUCAGAACAAUGCCCCUUACAAUUCUAGUUUGGCUACCUCUGAUCCCGGAGAUAGCGACUUCGAGAGCGAUUUCGAAGAGCUUGCUGGUGAAUCGUUGAUGCCCAAUUCUGGCCUAGGUCAACGUGUUGGCAUGGCUUCGCUUGGCGUCGCCUCACAAUCUCCAUCUUCAGCUCCUGUUCUUGCUUUAGACUUAACUAAUGCCAUCGCUCAACCAUACUGCCAAGCAGGAUCAAAUGACGAUGUAAUGAGUGCCUCAAAAUUUAGAAUAUCUAAUAAGGCAGUGAAGAAGGAUGAGCAAUGUAAGGACAGUAUGAAGACUACGGAAAAGACGAUCCCCAUCGUUACUGUUACAUCAUCAGUCGAUAUGGAUCGACAUACUCCGUCUCGCUUCACUAAUAGAGAAAAUGACUCGUCUGCUUCUCCAGGGCUAAUAACAAAAUUACCUAAUGUUACUAAUAUUGUAGACACAAGCACUAUUGGUGAUACAUCUACCGUUGCCUCUUCGAGUAAGGUUGGUCGAUCUCGCUUUACUGAUGAGCGUUUCGCAUUCACUGUUGCCAUCCAAGUUCCACAAGAUGCAUUGGCUCUCCCUCGAACAUCACCUCCCGCUGACGUAAGCUCGGCUUCAUCCGUUCCCACGUCGAAUGAGCAUGUCUCGUUGCCUGCUUCAUGUUCUAUGAACCCAGGCGGAAAUCAAAUUGCUGUUCCUUCUGGACCUCCCUUGUGCCCCCCAGAACAGAGACCUGCCGAUGUGCUAGACCCGCUGUCACGAGUCAGAACAAAAGAUCAGAAAACUCAUCAUCCUCUGGGCAUACAGUUUCAGAGACGACCCAACUCUCGCUUGCUAACUCUAGACCCAAAUGGUCAACGCUUGAAUGAAAUUCCAUCGCUUCUUUUAACUUCUCAAGCGGUAAAAAAGGACGAACAUACCAAUCAAGCUACAGCUAUUGCCCCUAUAGCGCAAAAAACGAAUCUUGAAGGAGAUGCGAGUUAUGUAUCGGGGGUGGUUAAGCCAAAAUUCAACAGUUUGACAGCAGUCAGUAGAGAGUCUGUUGAGCCGGCUGAAUCAGGUGGACAAAUGGCGAAGCAAAGAGAGAAAGCGGUAAGCUUUCCAACUGCUUAG